AGGGGAUAGCGAAAGUCGUGGCACAGGAAGUUGUCAUUUUUUUGGUCUGGUUUCUUCCUAUUCAGUUCUAGCUAGCUAAUGUGUAAAUAAAAUUAGCUACACUGUUAGCUUCAGUAGAUAUUAAUACAUUGGUAAUAUGGAUCGGCCAGAAGUAACGUUUUCUUUAGCCUACAUAGUAUUAGCGUUUUGCUUUGUAUUUACACCAAAUGAAUUCCGAUCAGCUGGUUUCACCGUGCAAAAUCUGUUUUCAGGAUGGCUCGGAAGUGAAGAUAUAGGUUUCAUUCAAUAUCAUGUGAGGAGAACGAGCGUCACUUUAUUAGUUCAUUCAACUUUGCCACUUGGUAAGUCACUUAGUUAGCAGCUAACUAGCUGCCAGAGGCCUAGUAAAAAAUAGCUAAUGACAAACAAUACCCACAUUGAUCACUGUCCUGUCAAGUGAUAAUUCAUACUAACUGAUUGAAUUGUUUUUUACUAUAUCUGUGAUAAAUCUGCCUAGCUAGUAGCUAGCCACAUCAUUCAAGAAUCAAGUCUAUUGACAUUUUGAGCAAACUUUCUGUUCUGUAUCCAACAGGGUACUACAUGGGAAUGUGCAUAGCAGCUCCAGAAAAGUAUCUGGCCUAUGUUCACUUAAUAAGUGAUGGCUGGAGGGCUUUCUUCACAUUGUCACUGGCUCUUCAGCUCUUUAGCUGGGUGCUUGUCAUCUACUGGUCUCGGCACAAAUGGGGAAAUCAUCCAAUAUCAAAGAACCUUAAAGCUCAUGCAUUACCCCAGUCCGGCUGGGGGGCAGUUGCCUCCUCUGUCAACACAGAAUUUCGUCGCAUUGACAAGUUUGCAACGGGCGCUCCUGGGGCAAGGGUUCUCAUCACUGACACCUGGAUCAUGAAGGUCACUACCUAUUAUGUACAUAUUGCACUGCAGCAAGACACUCACUUGACGGUCACAGACUCAAGGCAACACCAGCUCUCCCCUGACUCAGCCACUCCUGUUCAGAUCCUGACACUCCGGGUCGCUAGCAUCAACCCCAGCGUCAAGCCCUUUGACAUAAGGUACAGUAGCUAACACGAGCUAUAGGCUAAGCUUGUUGUUGUCUUGUCAGCUCAUUUGAGAAGUAAACCGUAAAUGCCAACCCCUUUUAAAACCUUAAAUAGAACUACCAUAUUUUUUUCCCAUCACCACACCUGUUUAAUGCAAAUAUUGAUUUUCUGAGGCAUAAUGCUGUUGUACUGUGGAUGUGAAAUACUCCAUUCUGAAUUAUGCACCUUUUAGGCUCAACUCAACAGAAUAUGCAGAGCUGCGAGAGAAGCUGCAUGCACCAAUCAGGAACGCUGCCAACGUGGUCAUUCACCAGACUAUGAGUGACCUCUUCUUGGAAACAUUCAAAUCCCAGGUGGAAAUGAACCAAGUCUACCAGCUGACCAGCGGACAGGUGCACCCAUGUUAUAUUGUCUAUGGGUGAACCAUUUAGUGUAUUCAACUUUAAAGGUAGACUCAGCAAUAUGACGUAGAUGCAGAAAGUAAACAGCACAGUGUGAAGUGAACCUGUGCACAUGCGCAGAUACUGUGUGUGACUGUGUGAGAGCGAAGCGAUCAUCUCAAUCUCCGGUGUUGCUCGUGGCAACAUCAUUUUGCUGAGUCUAGCUUUAAAUUAAUUAUCCUCCCAACAUGCUUGAUAAAUGGUUAUGAAAAAACUUGUUCUGCUCAGUGUAGUAGAAACUAUCAUGGCCAAUACUUCUCUGCCUCUCUGUUCUUAGGAGCUGGAGUCCUGCAUUGGUUGCAUGCAGGUGCCCGCCAACACCAAACUGCUACGGCUAUGCCAGGAGGAGGGCGAAGGGGAGUGCCAGCAGUGCUACUGUAGACCCAUGUGGUGUCUCACCUGUAUGGGCAAAUGGUUUGCCAGCCGCCAGGACCAGCAGAAACCUGAGACCUGGUUGGGCAGCAGAGUGCCUUGCCCCACUUGCAGGGCCAAGUUCUGCAUCCUGGACGUCUGCAUUGUCCCCUGAUCACUCAAUACUGUCUUCUCCUCAGUCAAUUCUAAAGAUAUGCAUAGGAAUCUGCUGGUGGCCUGGCGCUAUGUGCAUCAGAUUGCCCUUGUGAUUACUUUUCUAAAUGUGCCUUGUCUCUAUUGCAUCAUUGGUGCCAUUACUCUGCUAUGGGAAACCUUGGCGUAUUGUAGUUUUGUUCCAACUUUGCUCUUCAUGAUUUUGAUUUGAUCAAAUAUUUUCCCCUGCACAAUAUGGCUACAAUAUGUACUUUGAAGCUGAGUAGAUUGCUAAGUAGAGGUUAAAUUUAGUUUCAGCUUAAUGACGUUGCCACAAGCAGCACCAAAGAUAUUGCGAUGAGCGAAAUGUAAGACUUCGCUCUCAGUCACACACUGUAUCUGCGCAUGUGCACGUGUUCGUUCGCGUCACACUGUUAGCGCGUGGUAGGUACGGGA
Coregonus sp. 'balchen' is the source of this 2434-nucleotide messenger RNA. The record is from the annotation of a GenBank genome assembly. Lineage: Eukaryota; Metazoa; Chordata; Actinopteri; Salmoniformes; Salmonidae.